UGUUAGUAAUAAGGCUUAGUUUAGUUAAAAUUUAUAUUAUUUUGAGAAAAGUUAUGUGUAAGUGAAAUGAAAGCUGUUUGUAGUACACACAUUUUAAAACAACACCAAUCCUCAAUACUUAUAUCAACACUCUCAAGACCAGUAAACUUUUUUAUUCCAUAUCGUAGCGGCAGUCCAGUGUGUCUCAGUAGGGUGUAUGUGGCCUCCAUACCCAAGGACACAACGCAACGGCGGUACGCUAGUGGGGAAGCGAGGCCUCCUAGAAGACUAAGGAAGGUAUUCUACGCUACUGUGGGCCUCACACUUAUUGGUGUCGGUGGUGCUGUAGUAUAUGCAAAACAAGAUCCUGCAUUUAGAAACACGCUAGAAUCGUAUGCUCCUGGUACCGAUAGGUUUAUUAGCAUUAUUUAUCAAGAAAAGGGAGAAACUUUGAGUGUAGAUGCUAUCUCUGAACAGCUCACCUCGCUCCAAGAUAAGCUUUUAUCCUUACCAAAUGAGGUCUACAAAUUAAUUUCUCCCGAGGAAGAAGCGUCUAAACCUACAACGCUACCUCUACCUAAAGCUAAGGAGGUAAAAUCUGUAGAUGAAGCCAAAGCUAAGCCCAAAGCUGCCGUGGCUACAACAAAGAAAGCACCUGCUGUGGUUGAAGUUUCAAAUGAAGCAAUAGAAAGCAAUAUAAAGAAUUUUGGCAAUGAAGCUCUUCAGAUGUAUAAUGAUGCAAUAGCUUUGAUUCAAAGUAGUGGAAGUGAAAUAAUCGAAUUAAUCGACAAGUCUGUUGAAAAUGUUGAUCAAAAGGCAUGGAAUGAAAUACGAAAACAAGUUGAAGAAAACAAGAAAACCUUGUUAGUUGUUGAAGAAAAAGCAAAAAUAGCUGGGGAGAAAGUAAAGCAAUUCACAUCAUUAUUAAAGAGUACAAAAUUAUCAGAAGAUUCUGUAGAACAGUUGAAGGGACUCGAGAUUGAUGUUAACAAGGCAAAGGCCAAACUAGAAGAUUUGAAGAAUUCCAGGUUAGGAGCCUCUACAAAAUACUUCAAUAAAAUUGAAGAAGCAAGAAAACACUUCUCUGAAGAGUUGGUAACACUGUUUCCAAGCAUCAGGUUGUCCGAUAAAUACCUGAAGCUUUCAGAAGACCAAAUAGACUUGUUCUUGUAUUACGCUGUCCAAAAACUACUUUAUUACCAGAAGGAGUUGAACAAAUUAGAGACUCUAACAUCGCAAAGAUUAAAGAAGGCAAUACAAGACUCCAAAGAUGAUGCCUCUAUCAUUCAAGAAACCAUAGAUGCAGAGGUAGACAAAGCAAAGAGACAAAUUAAAGAAGAUUUUGACAAGAAGGUGUUGGAGCUGAAAGGUGAAUGUGACAAGGAGAUCCACAACCAAAUGAAGCGGCAGGAGCAAGUUCAUAUAGAUCUGCUCAACGACCAGCUGAAGCUGAAGGAGAAGGAGGUGGAGAGGAAGCUGAUCCAGCGGCUGGAGGACAGGGUCCUGGAGGAGCAGGGUAGACUCCAGGCGGAGCUGGCAGACAUGACUGGACGUAUGAAGGGCCUCAACGAAGCGAUAUCUAAGAGAGCUCUCCAGGACCAGAAGGCCCAGACAAGCCAGGCAUUGUGGAGUGCCACUGAGGCUCUCUAUGCUCAACUUAAGAACAGUAGUCCUGACAAGGAUGCUGCAGACAAGUUGCAACCUCUCACCAAUUCUGUGGAUGCCAUCAGAAAUGCUGCAGCUAAGGGAGACGAUCUGGUUGAGACUGUGUUGGCUACAAUUCCAUCAACCGCUCUGAAGCGAGGAGUGUAUCCUGAGGACUCCCUGCGGGAUCGUUUCCUCAAGGUGGAGAAAGUUGCAUGGCGAGUAGCAGGGAUCCCGGAGGGUGGGGCCUCACUCCCCAAGCUGCUGCUCGCUUGGCUGCAGAGUGCACUCAUAAUCAAGGCCUCUGAACCCAUCCCUACUGGUGAGCUCAACAAUGAACCCUUCGACCCUGCAGAGCUCAACAACUACGAUGUCCUGCAGCGAGCCAGAUAUUAUGUAGACAGAGGGGACUUCGAGCAGGCCCUAAAGUACAUGAACCUGCUGAAGGGAGGUGCCCGCUCCAUAGCUCUGGACUGGAUGAGGGAGGUGACAAUCCUCCUGGAGACUCAGCAGGCAGCUAACCUGUUGCUAGCCCAUGCGUCUGCCUCAGGCAUGAUCUACUCGUGAACACGACAAACGGAACUAUGUAAAAAUUCUUAUGUAAAUUGACUCUAUAUCGUUAUUUAUAAAUUUUCAAAAUCAAUAUACGUUUUUCAUUCCUAAAUUGAAUACAAUGUGUUCAUUAAAUUUAUUUUUAUAA
This is a messenger RNA of Homalodisca vitripennis (glassy-winged sharpshooter), 2323 nucleotides long. RefSeq names its product MICOS complex subunit Mic60. Gene Ontology annotation, cellular component: MICOS complex. Bases 67 to 2190 code for a protein of 707 amino acids. Gene Ontology annotation, biological process: cristae formation. The record is from RefSeq and is a predicted model, not a curated record. The transcript has 13 exons. NCBI's taxonomy places the organism in Eukaryota, Metazoa, Arthropoda, Insecta, Hemiptera, Cicadellidae.